Messenger RNA from Dunckerocampus dactyliophorus (ringed pipefish), 1373 nucleotides. RefSeq names its product enoyl CoA hydratase, short chain, 1, mitochondrial (gene echs1). The record is from RefSeq and is a predicted model, not a curated record. The transcript is spliced from 8 exons. Gene Ontology annotation, biological process: fatty acid beta-oxidation. Lineage: Eukaryota; Metazoa; Chordata; Actinopteri; Syngnathiformes; Syngnathidae. Gene Ontology annotation, cellular component: mitochondrion. Gene Ontology annotation, molecular function: enoyl-CoA hydratase activity. Bases 85 to 960 code for a protein of 291 amino acids.
CACGUACCCGGAAGUACACUGAUUCCAUUGCUGUUGUAGUCACAAGUUCAGAGUCAACAGUCAUUGUUGGUGGUGGCUGCUGACAUGGCUUUUCUUUGCAGAAAUGCGACCUUGCUCCUAAAGUCGGGCCGAGCAGCGCCUGGUCUCUUGGCCGCCGCUCGCCUCUAUAGCUCGGGUGCACAGUAUGAGUACAUUAUGGUGGAGAAGCGAGGAGAGAACAAGAAUGUGGGUUUCAUCCAACUGAACCGACCUAAAGCUCUCAAUGCGCUGUGUGACGGCCUGAUGAGAGAGUUGGGUCAGGCCUUGGACGCGUUUGAGAGCGACGGAGACGUGGGCGCUAUCGUCCUCACGGGCAGCGACAGAGCAUUUGCAGCUGGAGCAGACAUAAAAGAAAUGCAAAAUCUGACCUUCCAGGAGUGUUACGGUGGUAACUUUCUGGCUCACUGGAACAGAGUGUCCACUGUGAAGAAGCCAGUAAUUGCUGCUGUUAAUGGGUUUGCUUUGGGCGGCGGCUGCGAGUUGGCCAUGAUGUGUGACAUCAUCUACGCUGGAGAGAAGGCCCAGUUUGGCCAACCAGAAAUCCUGCUGGGGACCAUCCCGGGGUCCGGGGGCACUCAGCGUCUGACCCGUGCAGUGGGCAAAUCUCUAGCCAUGGAGAUGGUGUUAACAGGAGACAGAAUUAGCGCUCAAGAAGCCAAACAGUCAGGUUUGGUGAGUAAAAUCUGUCCCGUGGACCAGCUGGUCUCCGAAGCGGUGAAAUGUGGCGAGAAAAUCGCUGCCAAUUCCAAACUGGUGUCUGCUAUGGCAAAGGAGGCGGUCAAUGCAGCCUUUGAAUUGACUCUGGCCGAGGGGAAUCGUUUGGAGAAGCGUUUAUUCCAUGCCACCUUUGCUACGGACGACCGCAAGGAGGGCAUGACCGCGUUUGUGGAGAAGAGGAAGGCCAGUUUUCAGGACAAGUGAUCACCUUGUUAAACUACGGAAAUCAGAAGCUUGAACACUUAAUAGGGCAAGGAACGUGCCUCAUAAGUAAGGAUGAGAAUCAUCUGACUUCUCCAAGCCUGUCAAUGAAGACAAAUAAUGCUCAUAAUAAAAUAAUCUUCCAAUAAUGUACUAUAUAAUUAGAUGUGUAGAUAUGAUGGACAUUUCUGAACAACUCACAAAACAAGUGCAGUCCAAAUCUAUUGACAUGAAUUUCAGUUGACUCCCAUUUUAUUAUCAUGUCAAUUAGGAUGUGAGUGCACAAGUGGCUUUUCACCAUUGAAUGUGGUCAAUAUUUGCAAUACAGUCUCAUUUCUGGUGGGUGACGUUCUGCCUUCUUUUUCUCCAGUCUGUAUGUUUUUGUGUACAUUUUACAAAUAAACCUUAAGAAUGAA